Messenger RNA from Phytophthora nicotianae INRA-310, 891 nucleotides. RefSeq lists its product as hypothetical. Lineage: Eukaryota; Oomycota; Peronosporomycetes; Peronosporales; Peronosporaceae. Bases 83 to 781 code for a protein of 232 amino acids. The transcript is spliced from 2 exons. The record is from RefSeq and is a predicted model, not a curated record.
CGAAAUCAGUUGCAGGCAAACACACUGUUUCAAGCCUGCUCUCCCUCCAGCACUUGACAACCUUCCACCUACUACACAGAUCAUGACAGCAAAGACGGUUCUUAUCACCGGUAGCACACGCGGCAUCGGCCUCGAGUUUGCCAACCAUUUCACCAAAGCUGGAUGGAAAGUCAUUGGCGUUGCUCGCAAUGGCAGCACGGCGAAAGAGUUAAAAUCUCUGUCGCCGCUUAAAGUUAUAAGCUUCGACUGCACCGACGAGAAGUCGAUUGUUCAGGCAGCACAGGAACUCGAGGGGAUCCCCAUCGAUCUGCUUAUCAACAAUGCAGGCAUUUUCAUGGGUGGUGGACUGAAGACCACGACUAAGGAGAUGCUCAUGCGCCAGUUCGAGGUGAAUACGGUCGGUCCAUUCCUGGUGACGCGUGCGCUGCUGCCGAAUCUGAAGCUUGCGGCGAAGAAAAACGGCAGCGAUGGAGCGUUAGUGGUCACCGUGUCAUCUCAGAUGGGCAGCAUCACUGGCAACAAGGACGGAGGUAACUACAGCUACGGAGCGUCCAAGGCUGCGGUGAAUAUGGUGAAUUCCAGCUUGGCCAUUGACUUGAAGAAGGACAACAUUGCCGCGAUUGUCGUGCACCCGGGAUAUGUGGUGACCGACCUUACGGGAGGACUGGGCGAUGUCAAAACGGACGAGAGCGUGCGUGGCAUGACGAGAGUGAUCGACAAGGUAACUAUGGCCGAUACAGGAAAGUUUUUCCACUUUCAGGGCCACGAGAUGCCGUGGUGAAUGCUGGGUUUUGUAUGAGGGAUGAGGACUCUUCGAAAGAAGUAGUGUAUAGCUUUUAUCGAAAUAAUAGAGCCAAAUCUGCGGGACGUAUCCGCUUGAAUAAGAAGUAU